GAGGACAGCAUUCAAACAGAUCUGUUGUUGCUUUCGUUUCGGCAAUGCCUCUCUUCACGUCCAAUCCCUUUGACCAAGAUGUUGAGAAAGCAACCAGUGAGAUGAACACAGCUGAGGACUGGGGCCUCAUACUAGACAUCUGUGAUAAAAUUGGACAGUCUCGCACUGGGCCAAAAGAAUGCCUUCGGUCUAUAAUGAGGAGGGUCAACCACAAGGAUCCCCAUGUUGCUAUGCAAGCAUUGACACUGCUUGGAGCAUGUGUAUCAAACUGUGGGAAGAUAUUCCAUCUGGAGGUCUGCUCAAGGGAGUUUGCAAGUGAAGUCAGUAAUGUCUUAAAUAAGGGGCACCCCAAAGUGUGUGAGAAGUUGAAGGCUCUGAUGGUUGAGUGGGCGGAGGACUUUCGUAAUGAUCCCCAGCUCAGCCUCAUCUCUGCCAUGAUCAAGAACCUGAGGGAGCAAGGUGUCACUUUCCCUGCUGUGGGUUCCCAGGCAGCUGAACAAGCCAAAGCCAGUCCUGCCCUUGUGGCUAAAGACCCCUCAACUUCAACAAACAAAAAGGAGGAAGAAGACCUUGCAAAAGCGAUUGAAUUGUCUUUGAAGGAACAGCGGCAGCAGCCCCAGACCUCUCUCUCUGGGCUCUACCCUAGUGCUAGUAGCCUCCUGACCUCUCAUAAGCCUGAGGGCAGGAAGGUCAGGGCCAUUUAUGACUUUGAAGCUGCUGAGGAUAAUGAGCUAACCUUCAAAUCAGGGGAAAUCAUCACCAUCCUGGAUGACAGUGACCCUAACUGGUGGAAAGGUGAGACCUAUCAGGGUGUGGGCCUUUUCCCGUCCAACUUUGUCACCGCGGACCUGACAGCUGAACCUGAGAUGAUGAAACCAGAGAAGAAGACUGUUCAGUUCAGUGAAGACAUCCAGGUGGAAACCAUCGAGCCAGAGCCCGAACCUGUCUACAUUGACGAGGAGAAAAUGGACCAACUGUUGCAGAUGAUUCAGAGUGCAGACCCGACAGAUAACCAGUCUGAUGCCUGUGAGCUUCUCCAGCUGGAGGGUGCCUGUAACCAGAUGGGCCCACUCAUUGAUCAGAAGUUGGAGGAUAUUGACAGGAAGCAUUCAGAGUUAUCAGAGCUGAACGUUAAGGUUAUGGAGGCAUUGUCGCUAUACGCUAAGCUAAUGAACGAAGACCCAGUAUACGCCAUGUAUGCCAAACUGCAGAGCCAGCAGUACUACAUGCCGCAGGCUCCUAACGCCUCUCAGCAGGUUUACCCAGGCCAGGCCUCCGGAGGCUCUUAUGCAAUGAGUGGAACGACAGUGCAGGGCUACAGUGUUCCAAUCGAGCAACUCCCCUCUAUCAGUCAGACAGGCACCACCAUGGCAGGCCAGCCUGCACCCAGUGAUGUUCACAUGUACAUGGGCCAGCCUGCGGUUUAUAACCCUGCUCCUGGCAGCAUGGCGCCAGCCGAUGUCCAGUCCUACCAGAACCCGGCCAACCCCCCAGCGGGCAUGGCCCAGACGCCCAACUACAGCGCCCCAUCCACCCAGAGCCUCCCACCCACAGUGGACACCCAACAGACCCCGUACCCCGAAAAAGCCCUGUUAUAGGACCUUCAGAGACUCUUCUAUCUUUCUCUCUCUCCCACUCACACGCACAGACACAACGGCAUAAACAUAAACACUAAAACAGUCCACCACACUACAAAUAUACACACAUAUGCUGUCAGACAGAAAAUACACCAAGUCACAUGUUCACAGAUGGUGUUUUGCCUCUGUGACCAACAAAUGCAUUCACAUACAAUUUACAUAUAUUGUUGU
This is a messenger RNA of Chanos chanos (milkfish), 1808 nucleotides long. RefSeq names its product signal transducing adaptor molecule (SH3 domain and ITAM motif) 1 (gene stam). The transcript is spliced from 14 exons. NCBI's taxonomy places the organism in Eukaryota, Metazoa, Chordata, Actinopteri, Gonorynchiformes, Chanidae. Gene Ontology annotation, biological process: protein transport to vacuole involved in ubiquitin-dependent protein catabolic process via the multivesicular body sorting pathway. Gene Ontology annotation, cellular component: ESCRT-0 complex. Gene Ontology annotation, molecular function: phosphatidylinositol binding; ubiquitin binding. The record is from RefSeq and is a predicted model, not a curated record. The coding region runs from base 45 to 1598 and encodes 517 amino acids.